This is a messenger RNA of Labeo rohita (rohu), 1051 nucleotides long. RefSeq names its product membrane-spanning 4-domains subfamily A member 8-like. The coding region runs from base 109 to 858 and encodes 249 amino acids. Gene Ontology annotation, cellular component: membrane. The transcript has 8 exons. NCBI's taxonomy places the organism in Eukaryota, Metazoa, Chordata, Actinopteri, Cypriniformes, Cyprinidae. The record is from RefSeq and is a predicted model, not a curated record.
CUUAAAAGAGAGUUGCACCACUGAAUAAGAGCCCAUUUCUCAACGCUGUAAACCAAAGCUUACAAGUUCUGUCUUAUCUAUCGGUCAGUUUGAGAUUCAGAAACCAGGAUGUCCAGCACUGUCAUACCCAUGAACUCUUCAACACUCAUCAUCCAGUUUCAACCACUAACACAAACAACUCCUGUUACAACGGAGACAAAUGCUCCUGUGCCUGUUUAUGUACAACAGGUGGCAGGAGUUUCACCUCUUCGUGGACUUCAGGCAUUUCUGAAAGGCCAACCAAAAGACCUUGGGACGGUCCAGAUAAUGAUCGGUGUGCUGACUUUCCUGAUUGGCACUGUCUCUGCAUUUUAUCUAUCUUAUCCGUCUGUCUUUGUCAUUAGUGGUCUUCCUUACUGGGGAUCUCUCAUCUACAUUAUUGCAGGCGCACUCUGCGUUGCUGCAGAAAAAAAAAUUAAUUCACCCUCCAGUUUGUGUCUGGUGAAUGCUUCACUUGGAAUGAACAUUUUCAGUAUUAUAACUGCAGGCAUUGCCAUUACUAUGAUUUCACUGGAAUUGGUUAUAGGGCCAAGUUACUAUUCACAGACUCUUUUCAGUGGAAUCAGAUGUGUAUUGUUGGUAUUCGCCAUACUUGAGUUUAUCAUCUCUAUCUGUCUGUCAGCAUUUGCCUGUAAAACCAAUGUCUGCUGUUAUCCUUCUCAGGUGCAGUUUGCUCAGGUUUUACCUCCACAGCCCUCUGGUUUCUGGCCCAGUCAUUUCCAUGAUCUUAACAGCUCAGAGCAGAUACCUGUGGCCAGCAGCUCUUCCAUUCAUCACCAGCUUGCAGAUGCUCCUCCACCAUACAGCGAAUCCAAAUAACUAUGAAUAAGUGGACAGUUUUCCUUAAUAAAAGAAAAUACACAGGAAUGCAUUAUAAAACAUAAUACAAUAUAUUAAAUAAUAAAUUUCUAUAAAUUGUUUUAGAAACUAGUGCUUGUGUUUUUCCAACAUGCUGCAAUAUGUACUGCACCACAAUUUUACAUGGAAUAGCUUUAUUAAAACACUCAAUUUC